Passer montanus (Eurasian tree sparrow) is the source of this 896-nucleotide messenger RNA. RefSeq names its product taste receptor type 2 member 8-like. Gene Ontology annotation, biological process: sensory perception of taste; detection of chemical stimulus involved in sensory perception of bitter taste; G protein-coupled receptor signaling pathway. The transcript has 2 exons. Gene Ontology annotation, cellular component: membrane. The annotation marks the transcript as partial. Gene Ontology annotation, molecular function: G protein-coupled receptor activity; bitter taste receptor activity. Lineage: Eukaryota; Metazoa; Chordata; Aves; Passeriformes; Passeridae. The record is from RefSeq and is a predicted model, not a curated record.
CACCACAGGAGAUCUCCUUGGUUAUUGUGGUCCUGAUGUGCAUCUCUGCUGUUUGUUGCACCCCUUGCAUUGCCUGGGUCAAAAAGAAAACCUUGAACUCCAAUGAGAAGAUCUUGCUGCUGCUGGGAUGCUCCAGGAUUUCCUUGUUAUGCAUUGCAUGGGUAUACCAAUUCAUUUCAAUAAUCUAUUCCAAUUUCCUUCAUGUUCAAUCCAUGCGUCAUCUCCUUGCAUCUUUUGCAAAUUUCUUAAAUUAUUCCAACUUGUGGGUCUCAGCCUGUCUUUGUGGUUUCUAUUGCAUAAAAAUUGCCAAUUUCAGGAACAGGCUCUUCAUCUACCUGAAAGUAAAAAUUGACAGGAUGGUGCCUUGGCUUCUGUUGGGAUCAGAGACUUUAGCCUUGGCUAUGGGCAUCAUUGUCUCUGACCUCAUUGAAACUGUACAGAGGGAAAACCACAAUAUCACCAGCCAGGAAAAUUUCUUGGAAGCAAGAUUCAGAAUGGAUAAACAUUUUUUCUUAUCACUUUUUCUCGCUGGCUUUGGAUAUGCUGCUUCAUUCAUGGUAGUCAUAUUUUCUGCUGUUUGCCUUCUCUUUUCUCUCUGGAGACACAAGUGCAGGAUGCAGACAAACUCCAUGAAGGACCUCAGCAUGGAUGUUCACAUCAGAGCCAUGAAAUCUGUCCUCUCCUUCUUAGUGAUGUACAGCAUCAACUUUGUAUGUUUGGUCUUGUCAAUAUUUUAUGUCACGAAGAAAGAAAAUAUCAUGACAUUCCUUAUAAACAUAUAUUUGUUUGCAUUUCCAGGUGUUCAUUCCCUUAUUCUGAUUUUCAGCAACCCCAAGCUAGAAAAGACACUGAUGAAGUUUCUCUCCUGGGUGAAAUGUGACUUUUUUAUGAAAUAG